Periconia digitata is the source of this 3491-nucleotide messenger RNA. The record is from the annotation of a GenBank genome assembly. Lineage: Eukaryota; Fungi; Ascomycota; Dothideomycetes; Pleosporales; Periconiaceae.
ACACGCAUUCCUGAAUAUCGGCAUAUGUAGUCCCUCCAACCUAUCCGUCCAAAACCCACAGCCAUAGGAAAAUACGAAUAACGAUACCCAAGACUCUCGGUGACCGGUAACAGAAUCGGGCAAGGAGAUUCGCCAUCGUAUCGUCCAAUCUCGCCAUCCCAAAACGCACGGAUCGCCAAUGUCCAAUCUUGGGCACCGCAGCCCAAAGAAAGAAUAUCCUCGCGUGGGUGCGUCGAAGAGAGAUAGCGGUGUGAGGAGCCGCCUAAUGAUUCGCAGACGUAUACAUGUCCCUAUCCACCACCACCAACUCAUCACCACCACUCCAACACCAAAAACAUCCGCAAUCGCAGCCUCUACCUUUAUCGCUACAGCACGAGCCAUCGCCGCCUGGACCCUCCUCGAAUAGAUCACCACCUGCGACAACAACAACAAUAGCAUUGUCAUCUGAUUCCGCCGCAUCAUCAACAUUGAUAGACGACCACGUUGAUGUUGUAAUCGAUGGUGACAAUCAUCUUGGUGGUGUAGAUUCCGAAUUGUCGCGGGUGGGCGACAGCGCAUCUUUACUACGACGAAGGACUCCGAUUCGGGCGCUGCAACUCCUUUCGGCUUGCGGAUCGGCUGGUAGGGGCGUUGCUACCAUGCGCUCAAUUACCUCGGCGGAUCUGAGGGUUACGAGGAGGCAGGAUUUGAAAGUUCCCCCUCGCCACCAGCAUUAUGACGAAGGCGCCGCUAUGGAUUCCAAUGGAUUCCAACAACCCGACGAGACGGCGACAGCAUCAACACCGGCCAUCACCCAUCGCAUGAAGCACGACAAGUCCAUCCUCGCCCUCGCUGUGUCGGGCCAAUUCAUCUUCGCGGGUACCCAAGGCGGCGAGAUCCUCGUCUACAGCCUCGACACGUAUGAGCGCCGCAAAGUCAUUGAAGCCCACCGCGGCAGCGUGCUGGGCCUCUGUCUAUCACAGGACCAGAAACUGCUUUUCUCCAGCGCUACUGAUCCCAUCGUGAACGUCUGGUGCACCACCACCUUUCGCCGUCUGUAUGCUUUAUGGUCGCCCUACGAUGUCGGCGAUAUCUUCUGCGUCGCAUACUCUUCCUAUCACCAAGUUGUCUAUCUUGGAGCUCAAAACACUAGUAUCCAGUGGUAUGACCUCAAGCAGAAAGACGCCCGUCCACCCCCAGCCCUCGCAUCCCACCCUUCCGAACGCAAAAACCGCUUUUUCGACUCUACUGGUCCAGGCGGCGUACAGACGCCUAAACCAAACGGCGCAGACGGCAAAUCGAGGGAUGCUGUGGGAGGGCAAUACUUGGAAAUAGACAAGCAAGACGUCCUUCAAUUCGCCCAUUAUGGCUAUGUGCAUUGCAUGCUCGUAGGCACUGGUAUACUCCCCGAAAACCCCUUCGAAGAAGUGCUCGUGUCAGGUGGGGGAGACGGUCGUAUUGUGCUCUGGCGCAUUGACAAAGAGAAUGGCGGAGCCAUCUCCAACAUUUACACCCUGGAAGACGACCGCGAGGAAGGAGAGUCCAUUUUAUCUGUUGCGCGGGACGGUUCCUUCCUUUACAGUGGUCGUUUCGAUGGUGAGGUCAAUGUGUGGGAUCUCGAGACCCGCCAACUCGUCCGCAGUCUGAAAUCAGACAUCGGUGACGUUCUGACCCUGAGCGUGGGAUCCGGCUGUCUAUUCGCGGGUGGAAAACUUGGUCAUGUCCAAAAAUAUAAUCAGAACUAUGAGCCAUUGUCCAGCUUCCGAGCACACGCCGGUCUGAUUCUGGCCUCCGCGCACACCACAUUUAACGGCAAGGCGACUCUUGUGACGGGCGGCAACGAUAGCACCAUUGUCUUGGGGCACAUUCAAGACUGCACAGGGUCAAAUGCAAGCCUGCGAAAGAGCAACAAUGAUCUCAUGGUCGAGUCACUCAGCGAGUUCAUCAGUCACCGCACCGUAUCCUCGUUACCAAAGUAUCGCGCCGCGUGCCGGAAAGGUGCCUCAUUCUUGCGUAGCAUCUUCCGCAAUUUUGGUGCUGCCACGCAAAUGCUCAAUACCGAAGAGCCGUACAAUCCCAUUGUCUAUGCCAAAUUCAAGGGCAAUCGUGCAGCAGCGGGAAAGAGAAGGAAGAUUCUGUUUUACGGCCAUUACGAUGUGAUUGCGGCCGAGAACGAGCACGGCAAGUGGAUGCAUGAUCCUUUUACACUGACAGGGGAGGAUGGCUAUCUGUACGGUCGUGGAGUAUCAGACAACAAAGGACCGAUCAUGGCUGCCAUAUACGCAGCUCAAGAGCUUGCCAGCGAACAACGUCUCGGGUCAGACAUCAUAUUCCUAAUUGAAGGUGAGGAAGAGAGCGGCUCUCGCGGCUUUGCGCAGGCAAUUCAAGCCAACAAAGACCUUAUCGGUGAUGUGGAUUGGAUAUUGUUGGCAAACAGCUACUGGCUUGACGAUCAUGUGCCAUGUUUGACCUACGGCCUUCGUGGAGUCAUUCACGCGACUGUUCAGGUUGAAAGUAGGCAUCCAGAUCUCCACAGCGGUGUUGACGGUAGUGCAUUGCUGGACGAGCCGCUCAAAGAUUUGGUCAUGCUGCUCUCCAGACUUACCGGACCACACGGAAAAGUCGAGAUCCCCGGCUUCUACGACCCUAUUCUGCCCCUCACCAAAGAAGAAGAAAACCUGUAUGCGGAGAUCGCCGAAUCGCUUCUUCGUAGUAAUCCAGACUUGGGCAGCCCCCAAGAACUUGCCCAAUCACUCAUGCGGAGAUGGCGCGAAGCUUCUCUCACCAUCCAUCGCUUUCAGACCUCCGGUCCCGAGAAUUCCACCAUCAUCCCCCGCUUGGCACGCGCCUCGCUCUCGCUCCGUCUCGUGCCCAAUCAAGAGGCUUCCGCCGUCGCCGCCACGCUCAAAUCUUUCCUCGAAUCCCAAUUUCUCAGCCUUGCUUCCAAAAAUGCAAUCACCGUCACCAUCGACCACCAGGCAGAGCCCUGGCUCGGCGAUCUCAACAACGAAAUCUUCCAAACGCUCGAAAGCGCAAUCAUAUCUGAGUGGGCCCAAGUUCCUGGAAGCCAGCAGUUUGAACGCCGUCGUUCAUCCGCCAAUCCCCUCAAAACUAAUGGACUCGAGCCAAUGUCACCUAUCACUACAACCGAUCACCGUCCUUCUCCCACCACGUCAAGCACCCUCGCCUACGGCCCUGCUGACUCUACUUCCACCACUUCUACCACGGACAACUCCAACCCCAAAACACUGUCCCCUUCAGCCUCCUACUUUCCCCACACCGCACCCGCAUCGGAAGCGGGAUCCAAAACCACCCCACAGAAACCGUUGUAUAUCCGCGAAGGAGGAUCCAUCCCUUCGAUUCGCUUUCUGGAAAAGCAGUUCGACGCCCCCGCUGCACACCUUCCUUGCGGCCAAGCAAGCGACUCUGCGCAUCUGGAUAACGAGCGGCUGAGGCUGCUGAACCUGUGUAAGAGUAAAGGGAUUUUCAAGAGAGUUUUCGAGGAAGUGUAG